AUGGCUACUCCCGAGCCAGAGCUUUCCACUCCAAAAAGCCCACAGCACGAUGCCGCUCCGUCUGGUGCAGGGAAUUUACACGACGAUUAUUACUCGGAAUCAUUCACCGCCAAUGGAGAACAAGCACCUUUGAUGUCAGACGACUUGGAAAUUACCGAAAAGAAAAGCCUCUUUUCAUUUAUCCGCACCAAAGACUUCUGGAUUGUCUUGGUCCUGGGACAAGCACUAUCCAUCCUGAACGUGUCCGACAGCACAUUCUCCGCUCUUUUGGCUCGAGAGGGGACCUCGAUACCGGCAUUUCAGACCUUUUUCUUUUAUGCCGUGUUGAAUAUCAUUUUCACAUCGGUAACCAUCUCCAAGUACGGCUUCAAGCGAUGGCUGCACAUUGUACGGCAAGAUGGGUGGAAGUAUUUUUUGUUCGCCUUUUGUGACGUGCAGGGCAACUAUUUUGUCAUCCUAGCUUUCCGGUACACGACCAUUCUGAGUGCACAGUUGAUCAACUUCUGGGCCAUUGUCGUGGUAGUUACAGUAUCUUACUUUGUUCUGGGCGUACGAUACCACUACAUGCAAAUUCUAGGGAUCCUUGUUUGUAUCGGGGGUAUGGGUGUCCUGAUGGGAUCCGAUCACAUCACUGGCUCCAACGGGGGCCAGGCCACAGAUGCCGUGCUAGGCGAUUUGUUCGCCCUGCUAUCCGCCACCUUUUACGGAUUCUCGAAUGUCGUCGAGGAAUACUUUGUGACCAAGCGCCCGGUGUACGAGGUCGUUGGCCAGCUAGGCUUCUGGGCCACAUUUAUCAAUGGCAUUCAAGCCUAUAUUUUCGACCGUUCGUCCUUUGAGUCUGCCACCUGGAACGGACAUGUAGCCACUUACAUGGUUGGGUAUACCGUAUGCCUUGUGCUUUUCUACGCAACUGUUCCCUUAGUCUACCGUCUGGCUUCUGCAGCGUUUAUGAAUAUCUCCAUGCUGACCAGCAACUUUUGGGGCGUCAUCAUCGGUCUGCACGUGCUCCAUCUGCACGUGCACUGGAUGUACCCAAUUGCAUUUUUGCUUAUUAUCCUUGGACACUUUGUCUACUACCUGGGCCAGGCGGGGCUCGAAGAGGCGCGUAAGCCAUGGCUGGGCCAUGACCAGGAAGGGGGCGUAUCUGGUCUUUUCACCGCCAGGAGAAGACUGGAGCAGGCAAAUGCCGCGCAACACGAUGACGGCGAGGAGGAUGCGUCGUUGUUGGGAAGACAGCACUCCUAG
Molecule: messenger RNA, 1245 nt
Organism: Talaromyces rugulosus
Lineage: Eukaryota; Fungi; Ascomycota; Eurotiomycetes; Eurotiales; Trichocomaceae
Exons: 3
Coding region: 1-1245 (414 amino acids)
Biological process (GO): transmembrane transport
Cellular component (GO): membrane
Molecular function (GO): transmembrane transporter activity
Source: RefSeq, a predicted model, not a curated record